Messenger RNA from Sparassis crispa, 1047 nucleotides. RefSeq lists its product as hypothetical. Lineage: Eukaryota; Fungi; Basidiomycota; Agaricomycetes; Polyporales; Sparassidaceae. The transcript is spliced from 4 exons. The record is from RefSeq and is a predicted model, not a curated record. The coding region runs from base 1 to 1047 and encodes 348 amino acids.
AUGUCUUCAAAGUGUGCGCGGAAAGCGAACCCAUACUUGGAUAUCGAGGCUAUCGUCGACAACGAGGAGGAGGAGGAGGAGGAGGAGGAAGAAGAAGAAGAGGAGGAGGAACUGGCCGAGUUGCUCGCCGACGUCCAACGCACUCAACAAGCUCGGGCGCAUCUUGAUAAUGCAUGUGUUGGCGACGAUGCUGCUGACGCAGAAGCCAUGGCCCAGUCUAUUACGGAGAGAGACAUGGUGGCUAGACGUGCACAGCGGGCCUCGCAGUCGGGUGGCGCAGUCGUCUCUCUUGCCCCCGAUGGAAUCCACCUUCAAGCUAUGGAAAAUAGUUUCCUCUCUCCUUGGGUGUGCAUCUCGCGUGGUACAUAUGAGCACGAUGUGGCCUUCAUGGAGUCGCGAGAGGACUCUCUCCUCCGCGUCUGGGUGGUUCCGCGCUUGCCUACUACAAAAAAGCGGCAGCACGGAAGAACUUCUCAGCAACCGAUGCCGCCAGCAUUACUGAAGGAGUUGUUCGGAGAGGCUGUGACAGAAAGCGAAGGUGAUCGGCUGAUACAUAUUCUCAAGGGCAAGAAGUUCAAAGGCGGCCUCCUGCAGCUCGAACUCACUUUGGACCGGGUGACUUUCGACGUCCACACGACUCGAAACGACGUAUUCGUCUUUAAUGCGGCGAAAUUCGUGCCAAAGACAGCGAUAGCGAAGCUCAUUCUAUUCUGUGUUGACUUCGAACCGGCUGCAGGCACGCGUGUGAUCAUUAUACAGGGCGAGCAAUGCGGCCUCAUCGGUGUUGUGCAUUCAGUCAUUAAUGGACAGGCUACGCUAACCAAUCUCUACCACGAGAAGUUGGAUGACGAACUUUCGUCUCUCGUGCUACCUGUAACUCAGUUACACCCCCUUUGGGCAGUUGGCGAUGCGGUCAAAGUUAAGACGGGCCUCCAUGCGGGCUUGGAAGGGCAAGUGAUUGCCGUGGAUGAUUUCGAUGUCACGAUUGUUCAUGCGAACAAAGUCGAGCAUGUAUGUUCUACGUACGACGAUGCUUCCAAGUACUGA